AUGAGUGGCUACAAUACAGACUGGACGGAGGUCAGAUACGGCCGGAGGGCCCGACGUUUCCGCCAGCAAUCCUGGGACCGUAGGGACGGGUACGGAUGGGGGAAGGCCCGUGCAUUCCCCGCUCCUUAUGGGAGACGGGAUAGAGUCCCCUCACCUUACCAGCCAGUGCCUCCUCCAAGACCGGCACGUUUCUAUGGUCCCCAAUCAAAAACCUAUGCAUCUGUGGUGGGCCGCCAAUUCAAUCGGAGACCGGCCCCACGAUUUUAUAAAAAUCCACCGGUUCAGCAGCAUUCGGACAAUAUUAGGAGACAGCCAGCUGACCCGCAGUUCGGGCGGCUGGUCAGGACUAUGCAUAGUCUUAUAAAGAUAGUGCACCAUUACCAAAAUGUUGCUCCAAAAGCCGGGAAGGGAGAACCCAAAAUCAUCUCCCGGAUGGUUGAAGUGCUAGCCACUAUGAUCAAGCCCGCAGUUCCCACCCAGCGAACUAUGGAGUUCAUUAAGGGGAAUGCAGAGAACUGGGGCUACAACACAGUGACCAUUCUGAUGGAUCACUAUAAGGACGGUUUGGAUGUGGUCUUGGGGGAACUUGAGGGAAUCUUGAUUCCACGGUGGAAGGAUGCCUUUGAAGUGGCAGUACGUUGGGCAAAACGAAACCUGCCCCGGAUCACAGCAGAUGUCAUAGAUCACGCAGAGGCCCUUAUCACAGAGAGAGCUGAGGCCCUUUUGACAGAGAGAACAGAGGUUAGAGAGGAAGCACCCCAACCUACUGUUCAAAAGAACAUUACGUUGCAGUCAUUCAGGGGAACUAAAGAUAAAAGUCACGGGCUAAACAUCCAACCACCGGCCAAACAAUCAGUGGCCACGAUGACCGAACAGGUCCAACAGACAGACUCUGAAUGGGCAAGUUCGCCCAAAGAACAGAGACAGGCCUACAGAGGGAGAAAAGGGGUGGUGUUGCCUGAGGACGAAGUUUUUGUAGAGGAGGUUGAGGAGGUUGAAGAACAGCCUAGAGUCAUACAUGACCAGAUUUUGACAAACUCACAGUUAGCCACAUUGUUUGAUGAGCUAGAUGCAGAAGAGGAACGGGAGAGGUUGGAGGCAAGAGCAGCUAGGGAACCCCUAAAGAUUCAGAGCAACAAACCUCUACCCCAAACCAAACAGAGGUUCAGGUUCAGGUUUUGA
Messenger RNA from Xyrichtys novacula (pearly razorfish), 1182 nucleotides. The record is from the annotation of a GenBank genome assembly. Lineage: Eukaryota; Metazoa; Chordata; Actinopteri; Labriformes; Labridae.